AUGUCGUCUCCGCCAUGGGACUACAUUGCUAAACUCGUCUGCAUCGGCGACUCAGGUUGCGGCAAGUCCAGCCUUACCAUCCGCCUCUGCGAGGGCCGCUUCUCCCCGCAUCACGACGUGACCAUCGGUGUCGAGUUCGGCUCCCGUAUCGUCCCCGUGGGCCCCCCGAAUUGCCAGCCAGCCCCGCCGCCCGCGCGGCCGGCUUCUCAGAAGACCAACAACACGGAUGACUCCUCCCCCAACGGCCUCCCCGAACCUCCUCGCCUGGCCCCAGAGCCUGUCGAUCCGGAUGCCCCUCAAAAGCACAUGAAACUCAGUCUCUGGGACACGGCCGGCCAGGAGACAUACAAAUCCGUCACGCGCUCCUAUUUCCGCGGUGCCAGCGGUGCCCUCCUCGUCUUCGAUCUCUCCCGCAAGCAGACCUUCCAGCAUGUAACCGACUGGCUCAACGACCUGCGUCAAAUCGCUGAACCCGACAUUGUCGUCAUCCUUGUCGGUAAUAAGGCCGACCUGACCCAAGAGGCCGACAACAAGCGCGAAGUUACUCGCGAGGAGGCGGAGGACUGGGCCAGAAAGAACGGCGUCCUUGAAUACGUCGAGACGAGUGCCAAGAGCGGCGAGAACGUUGAAAAGGCUUUUAUGCGAGUUGCCGAGAGAAUUUAUCAGAACAUCCAAGCGGGCAAGUACGACCUCAACGACCGGCGGUCAGGUGUCAAAGGGCCUAGUGCCGGGGGGAACAAACAAGUUAGGUUAGGGGGUGAUGCGAGCAAAGGCUCGGGCGGCGGCUGCUGUUAG
This is a messenger RNA of Colletotrichum truncatum, 795 nucleotides long. Its product is annotated as GTP-binding protein rab2. Gene Ontology annotation, molecular function: GTP binding; GTPase activity. Lineage: Eukaryota; Fungi; Ascomycota; Sordariomycetes; Glomerellales; Glomerellaceae. Gene Ontology annotation, biological process: vesicle-mediated transport. Gene Ontology annotation, cellular component: Golgi apparatus. The record is from RefSeq and is a predicted model, not a curated record.